AUGUCUGAAGUUAGUGCGCCAGCCGCAAGUGCGGCCCCCGAUGCCGCCUCACCCGCCGCCAAGAAAGCGCCGAAGAAAAGUGCGGCCGCGUCGAAAGUGCCGCGCUCGAAACCGAUGCGCCCGCCAACAUCCGAAAUGGUGUGCAACGCAAUCAAAUCGUUGAAGGAGCGCGGCGGCUCGUCGCUGCAAGCCAUCAAGAAGUACAUUGCCGCCAACUACAAGGUCGAUGCGGAGAAAGUGUCGCCAUUCAUUCGCAAAUAUCUGAAGAAUGCUGUCGCGUCCGGCGUGCUGGUGCAAACGAAAGGUAAGGGAGCGAAUGGUUCGUUUAAAUUAGCCGCCCCCGCAUCCGGUAAGGGUGCUGCCGCCUCCAGUGCCGCCUCCACCGCCGCCGCCGCCGAAGCGGGAUCCAAGGCGAAGAAAGUUGUCAAACCCAGAGCGGGCGUUGCCACGAAACGACCCAAAUCGCCCAAGAAAGCCGCCCCCGCUGCCGCCCCCACCGCGGCGGCAAAGAAAAGGAAAGUUGCCGCCGCCGCCGCAGGCGACAAAAAGGCAAAGUCGCCCAAGAAAGCUGCAGUCGAGAAGAAAACUGCCGGCAAAGCAGCUGCUGCCGCCGCCGCCGCCGCCAAAUCUCCCAAAACGCCAUCGAAAGUGAAAAAAUCGACCAAGGGCGCGCCCACCAAAAAACCGAAAGCACCCAAGCCCAAGAAAACGAAACCCACCUCGCCCAGUAAAGCCGCUGCAGCGAAAAAGGCGCCCACUUCUCCCAAAAAGAAGUAA
Dalotia coriaria is the source of this 777-nucleotide messenger RNA. RefSeq names its product histone H1B-like. Lineage: Eukaryota; Metazoa; Arthropoda; Insecta; Coleoptera; Staphylinidae. The transcript has a single exon. Bases 1 to 777 code for a protein of 258 amino acids. The record is from RefSeq and is a predicted model, not a curated record. Gene Ontology annotation, biological process: negative regulation of DNA recombination; nucleosome assembly; chromosome condensation. Gene Ontology annotation, molecular function: double-stranded DNA binding; nucleosomal DNA binding; structural constituent of chromatin. Gene Ontology annotation, cellular component: nucleus; nucleosome.